AUGGCGGACGCUGAAGAUGGUUUGGAUAGUAUUCUUAGUGAGGUGGAACUAGAUGCAGACUAUUUUCCUGCUGAUAGCGUGCAAUCUUACUUUGAAAUGGCGGAAGCAGUAGUUGCACCACUUCCAUUGGAAAGCAUUGAUGUCAAUCGUCACAGAGAAGAAUCAGCACCACCACAACGUCAGAACAGGCAUCAGCUAGAUGUUUCCGAAGCUACUGACCAUAUCAUAACUACGAGCAGCCUUUCAGAUGAUCACAUACUAUUUAUAUAUCGCGGGGAAGAAGACGGGAGUGUUCCAGAAGAUGUCACACAUGUUCAAAUUGAAGAGGGCACAAGACAAAUUGCGGAGCAAGUCUUUAGAGACUGCAAUGAUUUGAUGUCCAUUGACCUCGAACGUAGUGGCAUUGAAUCGAUUGGAUACAUGAGUUUUGGAAGUUGUUGGUUGCUGGGUAACAUAACGCUUCCACAGACGUUGAGCAACAUUGGUCCAGCAGCUUUCUUUGACUGUCACACUCUCACCGAUAUCAGUCUCCCCUUCGGUCUCCGAACAAUAUCAAGAUAUACUUUUGUCGAUUGCAGUUCUUUGCGAAACGUAAAACUAUCACCUGCGCUCAAUGUUAUUGGUGAGAAUGCCUUUGCGCACUGUAUUCAGCUGCAAUCGAUUGAACUUCCAGAGGGUGUCCAAGAGAUCCAGUCGGAAUCUUUUCGUGGCUGCAAGUCGCUGGUGCUAAUCGCGCUUCCAUCGACACUGGAACGGACCGGGGAGAAUAUCUUUCGCGGCGCCAAAUUGUUGCAAGAGAAACUAGGAGAGUCCAACGAUGACAUCAUUCGGGCCUUGACCUGCCGAUUCUCCAAGCUACCGCUUCAGCAAUGGUCCUAUUCUCAAGGAGUUGACCCAACAGUGUCAUCUUUGCAAAGUGUAUUAAAUGCUAUGUACUCGGAUGUCGCUGUGUUGGACGAUUGCAAGCACGUCGAUAUUUUCGGAAUGUCACCAUUUCAUGUGUUGGCCUUGGCCUUGUCUCCAAAGGCUGCCUUGUUUCAAGCAAUGAUGGAGCACAGUGACGCCCACAGCAGCCGACUGCUUGUCGAAAGAGACGACUUUGGAAAAACCGCGUUGGAAUAUCUCUGUCUAAAGAACACAAUGGAAGCACCAGAGGCAAUUCGUUACAUUCUUCAACGGAUCACUAGCACCAAGACAACCACAUGUCUUGGACUAGCACAAUGGAGACAGAAGAUAUGCCACCUGGCAAGCCUUUGUAGUGCCGAGGAUAUGGAUCGAGUGGUCCGACUGGAAAAUAUUCAAAUGGUGCAGGAAUCUUGGAGGCUCUACACAACCAUGGAGAAAAUUUCUAUUUUGGAGCAAGCGCUGUGGAAGGUAAAGAUGGCGAUCCUUCAAUGUAAUGGUGAUGAUAUGGAUUUGAAUGCUAUAGUUUUGAAUCGAGAGGCCAGCCGAAUCCAAUGUGGCGCGGACAUUGUCAUUCCGAAUGUACUGAGUUAUUGCAGCGGAGAGGAAUGA
This is a messenger RNA of Cylindrotheca closterium, 1515 nucleotides long. Lineage: Eukaryota; Bacillariophyta; Bacillariophyceae; Bacillariales; Bacillariaceae. The record is from the annotation of a GenBank genome assembly.